AUGUUUUGCGCCACGCUGGUUCUAUCGGUGCUGCUCUUUUCCACAGGGGAGGGCCUGAACAAGGAUGCGAUCAAGCCUUUGCUUCACCAAGACAGGCAAUUGGAGGAUGGCCCGCCGCUGGCGUUCAGUGUGGAAGCUUUCCUGGGAGAAGUCUGCCCCUCACCCGCAUCUCUGAUCCAACUGCUUGAGUCCACAUCCGACGCUGGCCGGAUCCAGAUCUUCAGCGGCCGAUACUGCCAGAACUUGAGUUUGGAGGAGUUCGAGCUGGUACUCCGCGAAGUGUCUUCCGGCACAUUCUAUUCCAGGUUGCGCCUGGAGUUCUGGAAGACUCUGGCGGAUCCCGUAGCACAACGCCUCGGAAAGACAAACUUCUCGGAGUUUGUGCAGAAGAUGCACACGAACUCCGCCGACUUGGUCCAGUCCUGGCCGCAGUUGGCAGUGACUUUGCUCAGGGUUCUCCGUGCAGCCUGCGGACCCCGAGCUACAGCCAGGCCGAUUGAAAUGGGGCUUGGACUCGUCACAGCGCUUCGGAUUGCACAGGGACUGGGCGAGGAAUCAUCGGAGCUGCAGCAUGAGGUGGAUGCCUUGGCAAGGGCCAUCCGAGAGACGAAGUUUCAAGGUACAGUUGACCUAGUUGCUUGGAUGCCUGCAUUUGAAGCCCUGGCGGGUGCGGCUGGCUUGAAAGAUGCCUCUCAGCUGGCAGCAGCUCUGCUGCACCAAGCAGGCAUACAGCAGCUCUUGGACCUGCUUGGUGCCCGGCCAUUUCCUACCUGGCCCUUCCAAGACUUGUUCCUCGCGCACGCCCAGGACGUAGCUUGCAGACACUAUCAGCGUCAGGCAGCACAAGCCGCAGCAAAGUUGCUCGACGACCUGGAGCGAUGUGCCACCGCAGAGAACACGACCGUGUGUGUGCGCCUGAUGGCAUGCAUCGCCAGCCUCAGCGUGGACGAGUGGCAGAGAGCCAUCGUGGACGAGGCGUGCUUGCGCUUGCCGCGCUGGUGUCGGUUUAAAGUGGAGCGCAUCAAUGAACUUCAUCAAAGACUGCGCAGCCGGCUACAGGAGAUUUACCUGCAGGUCACCACUCUGGUGCUGCCAAUGAGUGACUUACGGGAUUUGGCUCGGGCUGGGAAACCUUUCUCUAGCGCCAUCCGUUUGUUUGGGCUGGAGGACUCAGGAUUUGCAGAUGCACAGGCGCGCCUGGAGAAGCUGUGUCAGUCCCGAGAUUCUCUGCAGCUGUUUCACGUGGUUGCUGCUUGGCAUCCAUACUUGUCGAAGCACUUGGAAUCGAAACUUGGGACAGUAAAGCAGAUGAUGUCUGCUUGGGAGAGUACUCCAGCAAAGAGCUUGGAAGAGAAAUGCGAAGAGAUGAUGCGAGACUUGCCGCCACGAGUGGUCGUCCAUGCCUUGGAUGCCUCAGCACGCGCGCGCACGGCCGCUCUCAACGAUGUCAUCGACAGGCAUGCACGCUCGAUGCCUCAGCUGCCUGACUUUGUGGCAGACCUGCGUGAAGAGUGGUCGCAGCUGCUAAAGUCGCUGCAGAGUGGAGACAUCAGUGUCGCGCGGGUGGAGGCAAAAGCAAUUCUCCGGCGCGGAGACGAUGAGAGAGUGCUGCACUCCUGGCUCCGAGAAGAGAUCCGACUCUGGGAAGGUUUGGAGCCAGGGACUUCUUGCGGAGAGCAGGGCGUGCAGCGCAUUGCCCAGGAUCUUGUUGCCCUGGACCAAUUUGGCGGCUUUCGUGACCUGGUGAACGGUGUGGGCAGCUUGCUGAAGGAGCUGCAGAAGUUUGAUCAACUCGUGGCAGAUGACGACCUGCUCCGCGAGUUCUCGAGGAUGCAGGGCCAGGUGAAGAAGUUCGACCCAGAAUCCGUCGCCCUGAAGAUGAUGAAGAGCUAUUCCCACUCCAGCGUCGUGGGAAUUCCCGUGCGCUCCCCACAGGCCGAGGCCGUCCAAGCCCUUGUUCGUGUUGUUGGUCGAGGAAGGUCGCUAGCAAGCAUGAUUUUGGACAGCGAUCCGGCUUUGGCAUUCCUGAAGGACAAGAUCAGAUUCCAGGAGCUGGAAAUCAUGGUGCGCGAGAACGCCACCGACCUCCAGACCUCCCAACGCCAGGCGCUGCACGAGCUGGCUGGACUGAGGCCAUUCCUUGAGGACGUUCUCAUGACAGGUGGACACUCGAUUGCAUCUUUGGCUGAGGCAAUUGGCCAGCACAUUGCAGAUGAGCGACCCGGUUCAGGGCAUUUGCUGCAGCUCCUGGGGCGAGCUGGCGAGCUCAUUGAUAUAGUCGGCCGCGUUUACAAGGAUCUCUCGCAAGACGUUCGUGGCAGAGAUGCUUCACUGAUCCAGGACAUGUGGGGUGGGACGUGGGAAGUUGGUGAUGAAGCUCGUCUGUUGUUGCCCUCGCAGCUGUCGUGCAGCUAUGAAGAGCUAUGCAGAGUGCGCGAUCGCCUGCUCUUGGAUCAGGAAUUGGGUGAUGCUCUGGACACGGCAGCCUGCGAACGAAAGAUGCGCGCGGACACGUUGCACCUUCUUCUUCAGGUCACCGACCAGCUUGUGUCGAAGAGAAAGGCCUUGAAGCAGAGGGGACUACGAGUUCCCGGGAGCAGCACAUUCAAACUCAGCAAGUCCUUGCAGAAGCCAUAUCCGGUGAUCGAGCAGAUGAGCGCUUGCCUUCUCGAGUGGCAGGAUAGCCUGACGUCCUGGGAAGCUGUGGACAUGAGCUCGCGGAUUGCGAAUCCAGUUUUGAACCUCUUCACGCAGUCCAACAUCCGUGCGCUCACUUCUCCGGAACUGCCUGAGAGUGAUCUGGAAUCCCUGCUUUGGAAUUGGGAUGCCACCUUGCAGAGACGUACAGAGCCAGAGCGGUUGCAACGCAUUCGAGAUAGGCUGAUGCCACCGAAGACGAUGGUCGACUCUGCUUUCCGAUGGUUGCAUGCAAAGUCCCUGACCUACAGGCAUUCUGCCAUGGUGGAGCGGGAGGCCGUGUUGCUGCAGACGGUGGCACGGGCACUGCCUCAGCGACAGCAGGGCGCAGGCAGGAGUUCAACCAUACCCUCAUAUCUCAAGCAAGCCGCGCCGAACUUGAUCCUGGUGCCAGAAAAUGAUGUUAUGCCUGCCGUCCUAUCCAUGUUCCAUGAUGCACAGGGGAGUAUGCCCCAGGCAAGCCAGGUGCUUCUCUGCCUUGGCAUGGACGAGCUCUACCAGGAGGAGAAUUUGCGCAUCUUUCUCCUGCGCUGCAUGCUCUCUGCAACUGGUGCUCUUCAUGUCCUCGUGCUGCCAGAGUUCCUUUCCACGUCAGCUCAAGAGUAUUUCGUGGCCUGCUGGCAGCGACUGGUUGGCGAUCUUCAGACAUCCGCAGGCAGAGGCAAGUAUCUUCUCGCCAUUGCAGGGUCCAGCAGCCGCAACAGCCUGCUCUUUGAUGCCUUCCGUGCCCAUCAGAGGGAUCCACCGCAACUGCAAGUCGAAAAGCUGAGAAGGCAGCUAGCAAAUCAGUGCAAGAUCGUGUGGUCCAGGAACGCAUGUGAAGGAAAGUCGACUUUCAUCCGGCAAGACUGUGCUGGUGGACAGACGGUGGUCGCCGUCAAUGAGACGACCUCCGACUUCGAGAUCAUCUGCCGCUUGCGCGAGUGCAGACGCUGGUGCUCCGCGGCGAUUACAUUUGCCCUAUCACCCUUGGUGUCUGCACUGAGGGUGGACACGUUGCUGUUCCGCACGCUGGUCCUUCACCAGCUUUCCUACGCCGAUGGCAAGCCCUACCGCCUUGGUCAAUCUAGGAUGACGUACGUCGAAAUCCCCAACGUGCUCCAGAGCUCAUCAUCGCCGGCCCUCGGCAGCUUCGCGAAGCUGGUGACAGUGUGCGAAAUUCGCAUGUCAGCCGAGAGACUGGCUCUUCAACAUGGAGAUUUGGCCCAGGCUUGCAGCUAUCUCUGGGCGCUGGAGCAGCCCCGCUGUCGCGUGGAUCAGGACCCAUGGCCUUGCCCGCGCUUCUCAUUGAGACCGGAGCAGUGUCUCAGAUUGCUGGAGGCCUACGGUCCAGAAGUGGAGAACGGUACACCUGCACUGCGAGCAGCGCCUGUGCUGCUGGUGCACUUUGCCAGAAUCGUCUGCCAGACGUUUGAGCCGGCUGUGCGCGGGUUGCAAGGCUUCAGUCGUCACGCGCAGGCAUCGCAGCGGCUGAUGCAGAAGCUGCGCAGCCUGGCAGCGCAGCUUGCUGCACGCCACUUGCUGCAGAAGUCGUUUUUGCCAGAGCAGGCGCAGAUACUGCAGCUACCACCAGACGAAGGUCGAUCAUUCCGGCUGCUGAAGACGUGGGGCGAGCAGCUGAUGAUGAUACCUUGUCAGGAAUGCCGCACUCGGAAGAAGACGCAUGACACCCACGUCUCGGGCUUCAGCCCAAUUGUCCGUGCCUUGGGCUACUGGGAGAAGCAGCCCAACAGCAAGAAGGAGAAGGCAGAUUGGGAGAAGGUCGGGUUCUGGAUCGCAAAUAUCUCCGAGGAAAGCAGAUCGUCAUCAGAGCCUGGGGAGCUGGAGAUCUUGUUGAACAAUCUCUUGGGGGUCUGCCCGGACCAGGGGCUGCUAGCUUUCGCACUCAAGCAUCUGGAUGCUCAUCCAGGUCUGAAGGGUUUUGCACUGACCGUGGACACUGUACUGAAGAUGACGGCUCUGUACAUACGCAUCAACUCGGGUGUGCCGACGGUGCUGAUGGGGGAGUCCGGCUGUGGCAAGAGUGCGGUCAUUCGGUACUUGGCGCUCUUCUGUGACAUUUCGGCUUUCGUGCUGGAUGUGCAUGGCGGUCUUGCAGAGAAUGACAUUGUUGAGUUUGUCUCUGAAGCCGUUGCCGCAGCCUUCAGCAACCCAGCUGGGAAAGUCUGGGUCUUUCUGGAUGAGAUCAACACGGCCAGCUGCGUGGGCCUCUUCCGUGAGCUCGUUUGCGACAGGUCCAUGAAGGGCACCGCCCUUCCCCCCAACCUGAGAGUCUUCGCAGCCUGCAAUCCCUACCGCGACUCGAGGUCUCUGAUCAUGUGCGCAUGGGACUUCGGAAUGCUGAGCGUGGCGGAAGAGCGGCGGUAUGUGCAAGCCAUCCUCCGGGAACUUCCUUUCGGGGAUACAGAGUGGUUCCUCCGGAACAAGCAGGACAUUGCUGCCGUCUCCCUCCGCGACGUGCGCCGCGUUGCCAACUUGGUUCCCUACUAUCUGCACAAGCUACAGCACCAGAACGACCGACGUCCAUCCGAGGAACAGGAAAGCCGGCAAGGGCUUUUGCUGAAAGCGUUCUACGUGGCCAUCUGUCUAUGCUACUGGUUCCGUCUCAACACGAAUCACCGCACGGCCUUGCUUCAAGAGAUCCAAAAGGAGCUUGAGCGAACCUGGACUGCGGAAAGGAUACGAUUGAAUGACGGUCGCUGGCGUAUCAAGGAGGCGAUGGAGGAGUACUGGACAGAGCUGCCGUGGGACUGGUACAAAGCCACCUUCAUUGAGGACUGCAUCUUGAGGGAUUGA
Molecule: messenger RNA, 5493 nt
Organism: Symbiodinium natans
Lineage: Eukaryota; Dinophyceae; Suessiales; Symbiodiniaceae
Source: the annotation of a GenBank genome assembly